Teleopsis dalmanni is the source of this 1974-nucleotide messenger RNA. RefSeq lists its product as uncharacterized. The coding region runs from base 1 to 1974 and encodes 657 amino acids. The record is from RefSeq and is a predicted model, not a curated record. Gene Ontology annotation, molecular function: zinc ion binding; nucleic acid binding. The transcript is spliced from 3 exons. NCBI's taxonomy places the organism in Eukaryota, Metazoa, Arthropoda, Insecta, Diptera, Diopsidae.
AUGGUGACCAUCAAGUCACUGACGAAGGAGCAGUUGAAGGACUUCUUACAACAGCAAGAGUUAUCAACUACAGGCAAUAAGGUGGAAUUAGUUGCACGAUUAACUGAACACGUGAAGUCAAGCGGCGUAGUUUUGCAAUUUACAAACGAUAAUGAGGAAUUGCGGAGUGAAAACGAAGAAUUGAGAAUACAAAUUAGCGAACUGCGGCAAAUGGUUCAACAAGUAGCCUGUUACGUUCAACAUCUUUUGAUAUUUUUUAUUAAAAAAGAAAAAUAUGGUGCUAGAGCUGUUGGCGUAGCACACGAUCACCAGUGGAGGAAACAAUACUGGUGGACGAGACUAGUGCUACUUGGAGUGGAGCUGGGCGUCGCGGGUAACCCGAGGCCUACAUUAAAAGCCAUUAACCAGAAUAACGUUAGAAACAAUCAAAACAGUACUUCAGAAAUGCCUAGUAAGGACCGUAACGCGCAUUCUAUACAAGAAAUCGCAGAAGUCUUGCCCGAAUUCGACCCAACGAAUGAAGAUUCUAUUACGGCUACGCAAUUUGUCGAACGUGUUGAAGCUGUUAUGUCUGUAUAUGCGUGGGCCGAAAAAAGUGUGCUUCUUGCAGUGUAUAGCCGUUUGAAGGGUGUAGCGCGCAUGUGGGUGGACGCAUCACCAAGAAUGCAUGCUACUUGGAAGGAGUUCUCAAAUGAGCUUGUCACCGAGUUCGGUUGCGAAUACGAUGAAGCGGAUGUACAUUACAAUAUGUCGCGCGUUGCUCGAAGGCAAAACGAAAUAAUAACUGAGUUAAUUUUUCGUUUCUCUGCGCUAAGACGACGUCAUAAUCUUAGUGAGAUGGCUAUCACGAAAUACGCCCGAGAAGGAUUAAAACAUAGAGAACUACAAAUGGAGAUUGCUCCGCAAAAAUUCGUAUCCGUUAAAGAAAUGCGUGAAGCAUGCGAGAACUUUUUACAAAAUUGCAUUAAGAUAAACGAAAAGCCUUUUCAUAAUGCGGGUGAAAGCAAACAAAGAAUACAAUCGUUCAGUAAGGCAAAGAAUGUUAUGUGUUACAAUUGUGGUGAGUCAGGACACUUGUCAGUAAAUUGUGCAAGACCCCCAAAACGUCCUCGUUGUAUAGAUUGUAAUAAGGUGCACCCCAAAAAUGAACAUCAAAAUUGCGGAAAACCAUCAGCUUUCGUACGAAAAACAAGUAUUAUCGACAAUAAAUUCCUUAAGAAAAUAACGAUUGGUGGCAAGCAAGCCAUUGCAUUUAUUGAUACUGGAAGCGAAUGUAAUAUGGUCCAGGAAACAUUUGCCAACGAUAUUGGUGGUACGCGCAGCAAAAACCUAUUUACCAUCGGUGGAUUCGGUGGUGGUAUAGAACGAUCUGAGAUACAAAUCGACACGGAUUUGAAAAUCGAUGAGGUUGAAAAAUCGAUGACGUUGCACGUCUUCAAAGAUUGUGUGUUGAAUUACGAUCUAUUGCUCGGGGACGAAAUAUUCAAUAGCGAAAAUAUACGCGCCGUAUAUGACAACGGACAUUUCAAAUUCGAAGACAAAGUAAAAACGACGUGUAAAAUUAAUAAACUUAGUCUAAUAACGGAAGAUGACGUGUGUAUGGACACUGUAAAUUCAGAUUCUAAGGGAAAGCUGUUAGAGGUGAUGAAUGAAUUCCGAGAAUGUUUCGCUACAGGUAUGGAUCUAAUCGGCAAAACUAGUGGAGUCGAAAUGAAAAUUGAGGUAAUGACCAACGAGGUGAUCGCACAAUUCCCGUAUAGAGUUCCGGAACCGAAAAAAGAAAUCGUUGCGAAGAAAAUUCAAGAGUUGCUCGACAAUGAUAUUAUAGCUCCGUCUGAAUCAAGUUAUGCGAGUCCAAUGUUGCUUGUGAAGAAAAAGAAUGGCGAUCAUCGACUUUGCGUGGACUACCGUCGGAUUAAUCAAUUCACUCGAAAAGAAUGCUACCCAAUACCCAAUAUCGAAGAAAAUUUAUAA